CAGAAACUGCAUCUUCACGAAUGCUUAAUCCUUGACCUCCUCAGAGCACGCUCCAAGCACGAAUGCAUCCUCGCGGCCCCUGGGAGGGCCACGCAGCAUACCCCAUGAGCUCCAGAGAGUGCUGCCAUCCCUCUGCAGCCCUCCUUCUCUUUCUCUGUCUUCAGCUUCCCACCUCACUCCACUGACAGAUCCCCAGCAGCCUGGAGUUCAGAGAUCAAGAUAGGGUCACCCCACAAAAUCUACGUAUUGAUCCUUCUGGCAGGCUCACACAGGAUAAGCAAUCCGUGGGUUUGAGGAGGCUGCCUGAUCGCUCUGAUCUCCGCUGAUCCCAGACUCCUGAAGAGAAGAACCGCGGGUGCUUGAAUCCGUUUGGACCUGCGGGUGAAGAGCAACUGAGGCAGCAGCGGCAGAGCUGGCCAGACUUGCGCAACCUUCACAUGCAGGAACAAACGAGCCAUUCCCAGGAAGGCUCUGGAAGGGUUUCGGCUGCGAGAAGGCAGAGCACAGAGCAUACGGAUGAGGAGCAAGGCCAGGUGGCUGGUGCUGGGAGAAGGGAGCUGAGUGUGCAGUUUGGGGACAGCGCUGACGCUGAGAGUGAUGAAGAUCCUGACCCUCCUGAGGACCCGCUACUGAACUCUCUGCCUGAGCUCUCAGUGCUGGAGCGGCUGGGCCUGCACAGAGUGGCUUUAACGGAGCAGGACGUGGAGGCAGCAUUCGCGCACUUAGCCCUGGCCUUCCGUUGCGACAUGUUCACCCUGCGGCGGCGGGUGCAGGUGGAGGAGCGGGCGCGGAACGUGGCAGAGGAGAACAUUCAGCAGGAGCUGGAGGAGUGCCAGGCAGCGCUGCAGAGGCUGGGCCUGUCCUGCGUCGACCCCAAGCGCAAGGAGCUGGUCAGGCAGUUGCAGCAAAGCCUGACGGUGCUGGUGGGGUCUGUUGAGCGGGCGACGAGCGCAGCAGAGAAGCUGGGGGCCGUUCAUCAGGAGGCGCGGAUGAGCCGGGCAGCAGAGGUGAUGGUGCAGCACGUGGAGAACCUGAAGAGGCAUCACUUGCGGGAGCACACAGAGCUGGAGGAAAUGAAGCGGCUGAUCCAGCAGAACUCCCGCAACCGGCAGCUGGCUGAGAACAGGGAUGACAGUGAGCAGAGACUGAAACUGCCCCUGAUGCGAACGUUCCAGCAGGCGUCCGCACGUCGGAGAGUCAGCAUCGCAGUCAUUCCCAAACAGCUCACGCUGUUUCCCAGCCCCGAAAGUGGGCGAGCACCCGAGGGGGAGGCAGCCAAGGCAGCGUGGGAGAGCAGCCCUAGCACAGAGAGGGAAACCUGCUGCCUCCAGGAGGACUCCACCGAUGGAUACUUCAUCCUGCGCUCAGACUCGUCCAACUACUUGCACCGAAGCCAGCCACAGGCAGACAGAAUCGAGUGUGAGGGGGACAGAGGCCGCUACGCAGAAGGGAGCGAGCCGGAGCUGUGGAGAAGGGGAAGCACCAGCAAGCCCAUGAAAGAGGAACCCGAUGGGGCAUCAGACAGCGGCGGGCUGACGGAGGAGCUGGAGCAGCUUAGUCUGACGUCCCCAGCAUCUGGGAAAGAGAUCCCCUGGCCUUGGGUCUUUCUGCCCCAGCACUACUGGCUUUUCCUGGGGCUGCUUUUCCUGGGGCUCACAUGCCUGGUUCUGAUGCGGAUUCUGGAGCUGCAGAAACAGCAGCCAGCACCACCCCCCCACUCCUAGCAUGAAAGAGGAAGAGGACUCAGCCCGAGAGACACAGCAUGCUAUCCCAGGCUUACUUUUAAAAACAAAAUAAUAAUAAAAACAGGAGGGGGAAAAGGGGUUUAGAUGUUUGGGGAAACACAAACCUCCCUCCUCCAAGCCCCAACAUGGCUGCAGGAGGCUUAGUGAUGUGAAAGGAGCUGUGGGUGCCCUGAGGAGCUAUGGGGCCAUUGCCCUAACUUGUACCCAUGCCAGCUGGGCUCAGCAGUACCAGAUUGUCCCUUGUCAGCCUAAUCUUGGUCUGGUGCAAGGGUCCCUUGUACUAGGAUGGGCUAAGGGUGUGGGUGAUAGUGGAGGGGUGGGAGGCUGUGGGUGCCUCCACCAACUCCUGUCCUCCUCUCCUUGCCCUUCGUGCAUAGCUGUAGGUACUGCUGCCUCCUCCACUUUUGCUUAUACACUCUGGGUGAGGGGGAUUCUCACUUCCUCUCUAUGGGGGGGGGGGGAGUAGAGGGAGAAGAGAGACAGGUGCAAGGGAGAUGCUUUAACAUAUGGACUCCUGAACAAACACGUGCUGCCUUUAGUUCUCUUUGGAGUUCUUGUUUGGUUGCUAUUAAGAUGUUCAGGUGGAUUUGCAGAAGGGUCCCAUACUUGUAACCAAGCAGCUGCAGGUGUAAGGUUUGUACACAUCAGCUGCUUGCGUAGUGGUAUGCUCUCCCCUCUCCAUCUGUCGAAGAGCUCCCCACUACCAUGUUUGACCCCAGGGCUGAGCUGCUGGAAGAACCAAUGUUAUUUUGGCAGCACCCAGGAAGGUACCGGGUGCAUCGCCCAGAGACAGAUGCUCUCCCUCUCCUGCCGCUUACAAUUGAGUAAUCAGUGGGUUGGGCAUUAAAGGGGGCAUUUUCCUCUAGCUGCUUGUGGAGUUAAGGGAAACCCCAGCCAGGAAAUUAAUGAGAUGCCCAGCAGGCUUUGCUUGUCUCAGCCCCAGAGCUAGUGGCUGGCUCAGUACAGCCACUCUGCUCUCCCUGCCUUUGAUAUGGUCAUAAAGAGGAGUUCUCAGAUCACCUGAUUUGCCAGCCAGCCUCCCCUCUGUGGUUCCACUCCCCGGUGAUUGCCCACACCUGCGGGAGGAGGUUACCCUCCUCCCCCCUGCCGGGCCGGUGGCAGCUCCGGGGCCGAGGAAGGUUUGCCCUGCUGGGGGGGGGGGGGGGAAGGUCUAAUGGAGCCCAGCAGAGGAUUAGUCGGGGACAGAUUUAUCCACAAGCUGUAAAUCUAUUUCCCGGCCGUGCAUUCUUUAUCUCUGGGAAGCACGUGGCGGGCUCUCCCCCGGGGAGGGGCGGGGUCAGAUAUUCAGAAACACACACAGCCGAGUCCUACACAAAUAUAACACACCUCCUCCCCUCACCCCGUAACCUAUGCAAAUAAGCAGACAAAGGAAGAGUUCCUGCCCGCUCCCCCGGGUCUGUAAACAACCGCCUUAAAGUUUGUGCACCUAUAAAAACCCAGAGGCGCUGGUGGAGGCAGGAGCCCGGGGAAUAGGCAACCCCCCUGCUGCUUUGCAGUGUCGUUUCUGUAAUGAAGCCCUAAUGAGCACGGUGUGUGGGGCUCCCCCAGGACUUUGUGAUGCUGGUUAAGUUGGGUGUGUGUGUGUGUGUGUGACAGACAUAAAUGUAUCUGUGUUUUACAACCAGAUGGUCCAGCUCCCUUCUGUCAAAGCAUCUAAGCCGGUGGCUCUCAACCUUUCCAGACAACUGUACCCCCUUCAGGAGUCUGAUUUGUCUUGUGUACCCCCAAGUUUCACCUCACUUAAAAAUAACUUGCUUACAAAACUGGACAUAAAAAUACAAGUGUCACAGCCACUAGUACUGAGAAAUGGCUGACUUCCUCAUGUUUACCAUAUAAUUAUAAAAUAUAUCAAUUAGACUAUAAAUAUUGUACUUACAUUUCAGUGUGUAGUAUACAGAGCAGUAUAAAC
Malaclemys terrapin pileata is the source of this 3675-nucleotide messenger RNA. RefSeq names its product inositol 1,4,5-triphosphate receptor associated 2-like. The transcript is spliced from 17 exons. The record is from RefSeq and is a predicted model, not a curated record. NCBI's taxonomy places the organism in Eukaryota, Metazoa, Chordata, Testudines, Emydidae. The coding region runs from base 438 to 1724 and encodes 428 amino acids. Gene Ontology annotation, cellular component: endoplasmic reticulum membrane.